This is a messenger RNA of Nothobranchius furzeri (turquoise killifish), 8533 nucleotides long. It is a transcript of the gene gcn1, whose product is annotated as GCN1 activator of EIF2AK4. NCBI's taxonomy places the organism in Eukaryota, Metazoa, Chordata, Actinopteri, Cyprinodontiformes, Nothobranchiidae. Gene Ontology annotation, molecular function: protein kinase regulator activity; protein binding. The record is from RefSeq and is a predicted model, not a curated record. Gene Ontology annotation, biological process: cellular response to amino acid starvation; regulation of translation. Gene Ontology annotation, cellular component: cytosol.
GGUUCCGUUUCGACGACCCGGAAGUGACGCGAAGAAGUUCUUCCUGCAACAAGACCGGCAAUAUGGCGGCGGACACGCAGGUUUCAGACACGCUGAAGAAGUUUGCUGUGAGAGUGACUACAGCCAGCGUUAAGGAGCGCAAGGAAAUCUACAGAGACCUGAAACAGUGUCUGAAGGAAGUGCCAGAGCCCGCUGUCAAAGGACUGUGCAAACUUUUCUGUAUGACUCCACACAGAUACCGGGAUGCUGCAUCACGCAGAGAGCUGCUGUCUGUCAUUGGGCAGCUGGCUGAGAUUCAUCCUGAUGUCCUGGUGGCCAGCCUCCUCCACUGCCUUCUGAACAGUGGAGUCAUCAGCAAAAAUGGAGAGCCAAGUAAAAGCUCAGGUUCUGCUGCCUUCAUCGGCUUGUCCUGGACUUGCCUUUUAGUCCAUAAAGUUUUUUCUGCCCCAGAGAAAAGAGACGGACUCAUCUGGAAGAAAAUGGUGGAGGUUCAGAGCCUCCUAGUGGCUGAGGUGGUGGGCGGAGCCCAAGCCACAGCUAAGAAAUCAAGCCUGAAGAGUCUCACUCACCUUUGGCAAGAAAAACCCGGACUGGUCAGCCACUACAUCGGCACACUGCUGACUCUGGACCAGAGCCCUACCACUCUGGUGAUGCUGGGGGUGUGUUUGGACUUCUGCACUGCUCAGAAGGAGAAGGCCACUCUGGAGAAGCAUAAGAGCCCCCUGCUGGACCUCUACAUUAAAUCAGUGCUUAUGAGCAAGACAAAGCCACAGCAGCACAUUUUGGACAAAAGUGGCUCGUUACUGCGUCACGUGACCCACUCUGAUUUUAAGGAGCUCCUGCUGCCUGCCCUGCAGAAGACCAUGCUCCGCAGCCCAGAGAAUGCUAUGCAAACCAUUUCCUGCCUGCUGUCUGCUGUCACUCUGGAUCUUAGUCAGUACGCCAUGGAUAUCGGAAAGGCCAUAGCCAGCCAGCUGAAGGCAAAUAAUGCCCAGCUGAUGGAGGAGGCGGUCCAGGCCAUGCAGAACCUGGCCAAGCAGUGCAGUGAUCCCAGCGCUGUGCAGGAUAUUGUCACGCAUCUGUUCAAGAUCCUCAGCGGAUCUGAGGGGAAGCUCACCGCUGUUGCCCAAAAAAUAAGCGUGUUGUCAGGAGUCGCCAGCUGCAGCCAUCACGCCGUGUCAGGAACCUCCAGCCAGACUCUCAGCUCUGCCGUUGCGGUCAUGUUCGUCCCUUAUUUACAACAAGAAGUUCACGAGGGCACCUUGGUGCAUGCGGUGUCGGUGCUGUCUCAGUGGAGCAGUCGGCUUGGUGUGGAGGUUCCCACCGCUCUGCUGGACUGGCUGAAGAAAGCUUUCACUCUCAAGACCUCCACCCCUCUGGUUCGCCAUGCCUACCUUCAGGCCAUGCUGGGGGCCUUCAAAGGUGACACGUUGAGCCAAGCCUCAGACUUCAUACCCUUGCUCCUCCAAACAACUGAGAAGGCUGCUGCACAAAUCUCCCAGCAUGCUCUGCUGGCUGAGGGUGUGGCAGCAUCUGUUCUUUUGAGUCGCCUGGCUCUUCUGGAGACUCAGACGGAAGCUAAAUUCAGCAGCUUUUGGAGCCUGAUACUUGACGAGAAGAAGCCGUUAUUCACCACAGAGAAGUUUCUCUCUCAGGCCAGUGAAGAGACUCUGCUCACUGUGCUGCUGCUCUGUGAACGGCUGUUCCUAGACCACGCCCACCGACUGAACACCAGCAAAGCACAGAUGUAUCAUCACGCCAUUGUUGCUGUGCUGCUGUCUCGGAGCUGGCGCGUGAGGAAGAGGGCGCAGCUGGCAGUGAGGAAGCUGUUGUCCUCCCUGGGGGGCUCCAACCUCGCCCACGGCCUUUUGGGAGAACUCAGAGUGGUCAUUAACAAGCACAAGGUUUUGCCUGCAGACGUCCUGGUUUCAGAGUCAGGAGAGCUAACAGAGACGGGGCGCAGCUAUAUUCCCCCUCGUGUCCUGCUGGACGCUCUGAGUGCCGUUUGCUCCGCUGCCAGCCAGUGGGGGGACGCGGCUGAAGCAGAGAAGCUGGCAAUGGAGACCCUUAUUGUCGCCCAUCAUCCCUCAAUAAUUCAAGCUCGCUCUGGCUUCUGGCCAGUUCUGCUCUCGUCCAUGAACAUCUCAGCACAGGCGUUUAUUGAAAAAAAUCUUGAAGCCAUUCUGCCACAACUGCUGGAGGUGAACGCUGAUAGCCAGGCGGUGAAAAAUGCUGUCGGAGCUCUCUGUGUUCUUUCACCCGACACGUUGUUGCCGCGGGUGAUCAGCCAUGUCAUCGAGGGCCUUUCUCAGCCGGCUCUGCUUCAGGUCACCAGGGAAGAGUACAACAUAAUGCUGACCCCCGAGGGAGAGCUGUAUGAUAACAGCAUUAUGCAGAGCGCCCAAAAGGAAAAUACCAAGAAAGUUAACUUGAAGAGAGAAAAUAAAGCCUAUUCCUACAAGGAGCAGAUCAUUGAACUGGAGUUACAGGAGGAACUAAAGAAGAAGAAAGGCAUCAAAGAGGAGGUGCAGUUAACCAGCAAACAGAAGGAGUUGAUUCAAAUCCAGCUGGAGAAGGAGUCAGCCAUCCGCAAAAGGCUUCAAGGGAUGGACGUGGAGCUGCAGAGUGUGGUGGGUCUGCUGGAGUCCACUCUGAGAGCCAGACCUGCUCAGAUUACCAAGGAGCUCCCCGCUGUCCUCCAGGUCCUAAUGCCCCUGCUCCACUCUCCUCUGGCUGCUCCUCGUGUCCAGCAGGUCUUCUUGGACAUCGGAGUGUGUCUCAUUCCCAAACACCUUCACAACUUGGCCGUACUUGUGGGUCAUGUGACGUUACGGUUACUGAAGCCAGAAUGUGAUCUGGACCCAGCCUGGGCUCAGGAGGACCUGGACACAGCAUCCCACCGUACUAUACUGCUGCUGCAUACCCACACUGUCCCUCAGAGAGAGGGCAAGACCGGAGACGUCGCUCCACUGUCUGCUCCUGCUUUCUCCUUCUGCUUCCCUUUCCUCAACGCAACACUCGGGGAGUCUUCAGGCAGCACAGAGGAGAUGGAGAACAUCAUGAGCAGAGCGCUGCAGGUCAUCAACGUGCACUCCCAGCUACGCGCCACUACAGACAUGGAUGACAGCGUAAUCGAUGAGAACGGACCAGAACUGCUUCCACGAGUCAACAUGCUGCAGCUGCUGAUCAGAAUCAUUUCUACAGCCACUCCAAGACUCCAGGUGCUGGCCUCCCAGUGUCUGACGGCGCUGUGCGUCAGCGCAGGAGGAGGAGACGGCUGUGCUGUGGCUGAGCAGCCAGAGAUCGACGUGCUGCUCGGCGCUCUGCUCUCGCCCUGCUUCUCGGUCCGGGAUGCCGCUCUCAGUGGCUUGUUGGAGAUGGAGUUUGCUUUGCCCACAGACAGCACAGAGGCCAGUGGCAUGAGUCUGCUGCGCAGGCUGUGGGUUGCCAGGUUUGAUGUUGAGGAGGAAGGACGGGCUUUGGCUGAAAAGCUGUGGGAGUCUCUGGAUCUGGAGCUGGUUUCUGACCUCUGCUCCAUGUUGAUCGGAGACGUCACUCACCAUGAGGAGGCCAUCCGUUCUGCAGCAGCUGAAGCUCUGUCCAGCGCCGUGUCCCAGUACAGAGACCAGUCUGCCUCUGUGCUCAGCCAGCUCACCGACCUCUACCAUCAGAAACUAUACAGACCUCCUCCUGUGCUGGACGCUCUUGGCAGAGUCAUCUCUGAAGCUCCCCCUGACCAGUGGGAGGCCAGGUGUGGCAUUGCUCUGGCUCUCAACAAGCUGUCCCAGUACCUGGAUGAACCUCAAGUCACCCCUCUCUUCCUUUUCUUUGUCCCUGAUGCUCUGAACGAUCGCCACGCCGAGGUGCGGCGCUGCAUGCUGGAUGCUGCACUCUCGACCCUUAACACACAUGGAAAGGAGAACGUGAGCUCCCUGCUGCCAGUGUUUGAGGAGUUUCUGAAGAACGCCCCGCAGGAUGCCAGCUAUGACUCCGUUCGUCAGAGUGUGGUUAUUCUCAUGGGUUCUUUGGCCAAACAUCUGGACAAAAGUGACCCUAAGGUCAAACCCAUCGUGGCCAAGUUGAUAACGGCACUGUCAACACCGUCACAGCAGGUCCAGGAGUCAGUGGCCAGCUGCUUGCCUCCUCUGGUGCCCGCCAUCAGGGACGACGCGGCCGGAAUCGUGCGGAACCUGCUGCAGCUGCUGCUGGAGAGUGACAAGUAUGCAGAGAGGAAGGGAGCAGCCUACGGGCUGGCCGGCCUGGUGAAAGGACUCGGGAUCCUGGCGCUUAAGCAGCAGGACAUCAUGACCACGCUAACCGAGGCCAUCCAGGACAAGAAAAACUUCAGACGCAGGGAGGGAUCCCUGUUUGCCUUUGAGAUGCUGUGUAACAUGCUGGGGAAGCUGUUUGAGCCGUACGUGGUCCAUGUGCUCCCACACCUGCUGCUCUGCUUUGGAGAUGGAAACCAGUACGUCAGAGAGGCUGCAGAUGACUGUGCGAAGGCUGUGAUGAGGAACCUGAGCGCCCACGGGGUGAAGCUGGUGCUCCCCUCCCUCCUGGUGGCCCUAGAGGAGGAAUCGUGGAGGACUAAAGCUGGAUCUGUGGAGUUGCUGGGCGCCAUGGCUUUCUGUGCACCCAAGCAGCUGUCCUCCUGCCUGCCCAGCAUUGUGCCCAAGCUGACGGAGGUGCUGACAGACUCCCACGUGAAGGUGCAGAAAGCCGGCCAACAAGCCCUGCGACAGAUUGGCUCCGUCAUCCGUAAUCCUGAAAUCUUGGCCAUCACCCCCAUCCUGCUGGACGCCCUGACGGAUCCAUCCAGAAGGACCCAGACGUGUCUGCAGACUUUGCUGGACACGAAGUUUGUGCACUUCAUCGAUGCGCCCUCCCUGGCUCUCAUCAUGCCCAUCGUCCAGAGAGCCUUCCAGGAUCGCUCCACUGACACUCGUAAGAUGGCUGCACAGAUCAUUGGCAACAUGUACUCCCUCACCGACCAGAAGGAUUUGUCUCCGUACCUGCCGAGUGUCAUUCCUGGACUAAAGGCCUCCCUGCUGGAUCCAGUGCCCGAGGUGCGUACAGUCUCAGCCAAAGCUCUGGGCGCCAUGGUGAAAGGGAUGGGCGAGUCCUGCUUUGACGACCUGCUGCCGUGGCUCAUGGAGACGUUGGCAUCCGAGCAGAGCUCUGUGGACCGCUCCGGAGCUGCACAAGGUCUGGCCGAGGUGAUGGCUGGACUGGGCGUGGAAAAGCUGGACAAGCUGAUGCCAGACGUCGUCCAGACCGCCAGCAAGGUGGACAUCGCUUCUCACGUCAGAGACGGCUACAUCAUGAUGUUCAUCUACCUGCCUCUCACCUUUGGAGAUAAAUUCACGCCCUACGUUGGGCCCAUCAUUCCCUGCAUUCUCAAGGCUCUAGCUGACGAGAACGAAUACGUGAGGGACACGGCGCUGCGAGCUGGCCAGAGGAUCAUCAGCAUGUAUGCUGAGACCGCCAUCGCACUGCUGCUUCCGGAGCUGGAGCAAGGCCUGUUUGAUGAUCUGUGGAGAAUCAGGUUCAGCUCUGUCCAGCUGCUCGGAGACCUGCUCUUCCACAUCUCUGGAGUAACUGGAAAGAUGACCACAGAGACGGCCUCGGAGGAUGACAACUUUGGCACGGCUGCAUCCAACAAAGCUAUCAUCGGCGCUCUGGGGGCUGAGCGCCGUAACCGCGUGCUCUCGGGUCUCUACAUGGGCCGCUCCGACACCCAGCUGGUGGUGCGGCAGGCUUCCCUUCAUGUGUGGAAGAUUGUCGUGUCCAACACUCCCAGAACUCUCAGAGAGAUCCUCCCCACCCUCUUCUCCCUCUUGCUGGGCUUUUUGGCUUCUACCUGUCCUGACAAGAGAACGAUCGCUGCUCGGACGCUGGGAGAUCUUGUGAGGAAGCUGGGAGAGAAGAUUCUCCCUGAGAUUAUUCCCAUCCUGGAGGAGGGGCUGCGCUCUGACAAGAGUGAUGAGAGGCAGGGCGUCUGCAUCGGUCUCAGUGAGAUCAUGAAGUCUACCAGCAAAGACGCGGUGCUCGUCUUCUCCGAGUCACUGGUCCCAACGGUGAGGAAGGCUCUGUGUGACCCUCUGGAGGAGGUCAGAGAGGCUGCAGCCAAAACCUUCGAGCAGCUCCAUGCAACCAUCGGCCACCAGGCGCUGGACGACAUCCUCCCUACCCUACUCAAACAGCUGGACGAUGAGGAAACGGCAGAGUUUGCUUUGGAUGGGAUGAGGCAAGUCAUGGCUGUGAAGAGUCGCUCUGUUCUGCCGUAUUUGGUUCCCAAGCUGACGGCUCCUCCUGUGAACACCCGGGUGUUGGCCUUCCUCUCCGCUGUAGCUGGAGACGCUCUGACCCGCCACCUCGGGGUCAUCCUGCCCGCUCUGCUCUCCUCUCUUAAAGGAAAGCUGGGGACAGAAGAAGCAGCACAGGAGCUGUGCAGCUGUCAGACAGUGAUCCUCUCGGUAGAGGAUGAAGUAGGCCAGAGGAUCAUCAUAGAAGACCUGCUGGAGGCCACUCGAGGAGCUGACCCAGGCCUCAGACAGGCAGCCAUCACCAUCCUCAACGCGUACUUUGCUCGCACUCGCCUGGAUUACAGCGCUCACACUCGCACCCUUUUGUCAGGUCUCAUCCGCCUUCUGAACGACUCCAACCCCGAGGUUCUGUCACAGAGCUGGGACACCAUCAACUCCAUCACCAAGAAACUGGAUGCUAGCAGCCAGCUGGCCCUGAUUGAUGACCUGCAUAGGGACAUCAGGUCAGUGGCUGCAGAUGUGAAGGGUCAGCACCUGCCUGGUUUCUGCCUGCCCAAGAAGGGUGUCACGUGCAUCCUGUCAGUUCUGAGAGAAGGUGUCCUCACCGGCAGCCCGGAGCAGAAGGAGGAGGCAGCUAAAGCGUUGGGAGGGGUCAUCAGACUGACGUCAUCCGAGGCUCUGCGGCCUUCGGUCAUCAACAUCACUGGGCCUCUGAUUCGUAUUCUUGGAGAUCGUUUUGCCUGGACAGUGAAGACCGCUCUGCUGGAGACUCUGACCCUGCUGCUGGCAAAGGUGGGCAUUGCCUUGAAGCCUUUCCUGCCUCAGCUGCAGACCACCUUCCUGAAGGCCCUGCAGGACUCCAGCCGUGCGGUGAGGCUGAGGGCUGCGGAGGCUCUGGGACAGCUGGUCUCCAUCCACUCUAAAGUCGACCCGCUCUUCACAGAGCAGCUCGCUGCUAUUCGGAACGCAGAGGACUCUGGAGUCAGGGAGACCAUGCUUCAAGCUCUGAGGUUUGUCAUCCAGGGAGCUGGAUCAAAAGUGGACCCAGCCAUUCGCAAGAACAUAACCACCACGUUACUGGGCAUGCUGGGACACGACGAGGAUGCAACUCGUAUGGCCUCAGCAGGUUGUAUUGGGGAGCUGUGUGCCUUCCUGUCAGACGAGGAGCUGAAGAAUGUGCUACAUCAACAUGUCUUGGCUGACGUGUCUGGCGUGGACUGGAUGGUGCGUCAUGGUCGUAGCUUAGCCGUGGCGAUAGCUGUCAAGUCUGCUCCUGAGAAGCUGUGUGGAAAGGAUUACUGUGACACGGUGACGGAGACUAUUUUGGCCAAUGCUACUGCUGACAGGAUUCCCAUUGCCACGAGUGGGAUCAGAGCCAUGGGAUUCCUAAUGAGGCAUCAUCUCAAAGCAGAAGGGGGCAGUGGUGUUUUACAGCGCAUUGUCACACAGCUUGUUAAGUGUCUUCAGAACCAGUCCAGUGACAUCAGACUGGUGUCAGAGCGAGUGCUGUGGUGGGUGUUCAGAGACCCGUCAGUGCCCCCCAUGGAUACCAGCCUCAUCAAGCCCCUGUUGAAGAGUCUGCUGGACAACACCAAGGACAAGAACACCACCGUCAGAGCUCAGAGUGAUCACACCAUCGUCAACCUGCUACAACUCCGCCAAGGAGAGGAAACCAUGCAGAGCAUGACUGCUAUUCUGGACUCUGCUAGUAAUGAACUGCUGUCAGAAUGUCACCGCCGGUCUCUGAAGAAGAUCGCCAGCCUGCCAGACUCCAAUGAAGAGAUCGAUGACACCAUUUUGACAUGAUUGAAAAGGACUUGACAGUAAACUGAAAUCUGCAGAGGUUGAUUAAAAUUUGACUGACACUGAAAACAAAUCCUGAGUUGGAGAACCCCAGACACACUCGACACACAAGGGCUUUCCCUACAAAUGUAUCUUUUGUUUUCUCUAACUUUCAGUCUUCGUUUUAGUUGCCUUUAAGCCCCGUUUCUUACUCCUUUUUAUCUUGUGAUGUGCAGGUUAUAAUCCUGCACUAAACUGUAGUAUUUGGGAGACAAAAUGCCAAAUUUGUUUUGAUAUGAUCAUGUUUUGUUGACUAUUUUAUCAAAAUGAUUUCAAGCGUUAAAGAUGCCUCUAGGGAAACAUCAGCCCUGUCUCUGGAUUGUGUGUGACUUGUUUGUGGAAAGCAACUUUCUAUAAGACAAACUGUACUUAUCCUGGAUACUGUUGUAAAAAGACAAUACAAAAUAAAGAUUUCGUGUGUUUGA